CCAAACCCAGCAUUGCAUUACAGCAAGCUAACUAGGCCUCGCGAAAAAGGGCAUCCGCCAAACAAGAAAUUGAACAAAGCCAGGACUCAUCUCACGGUGUGAAAUUUUUAUUAGGCUAGACUCUCUAGAAUCAUAUUUGAUACUAACAAGAUCAUCACGACUUGCGAUAUUCUAUUGUGACUAUAAGGAUAGUCGGACCCACGAUCCACGGACCAUUCUGGGGGGGUUGGCACGACAAUUGAUUCUUCAGCAUGAAAAUGCCUCUAUCCAGCUGGAAACUUUCUGCGAGAAGCAUAAUAUGACGGAAUACACUCAAGGCUCGGCCGCCCCCGAAGACUUCUGCCAACUCAUAGUCGAAAUAUCGAAAAAUUUCAUCUCUACCAGUAUUGUAGUAAAUGGCCUAGAUGAGGCCGGAGAAUUUUGCGCGGACGUUACAAGGCACUUACAAUCCUUAAAUCAGCCAUCGGGAACAAUCAAAACCUUGCUUGCUAGUCGCAAUGAGGUUGAUAUCCGAAGUGUGUUGACAGAUUAUGCUAGUAUUUCCAUUGCUGCAAGAAGUGGCGACCUGCAACUUUAUGUGCAUUCUGAGAUUCAGACGCGAAAGAAGCUGAAUAAACUUCACAUUCAAGAGCCUGAACUGAUAGGCCAUAUUGUCAAAGUCCUUACAGAGGGUGCUGAUGGCAUGUAUGGUUUUGGCCCCUAAAAAAUCCUGACUGUAUAACUAAAUGUAUCUAGGUUUCGGUGGGUUGCAUGUCAAAUGGACUAUCUUUGUGGAUGCAGCACAGACCGAGAUCGCCGUGAGGCACUGAAGAAAUUACCGCCAGAUUUACCUAAAUCAUACGACCGUAUUCUUGAAAGAGUAAACAAGAGCAGCAAAGAAAACCAAGCACUUGUCAGGCAUACACUUCUCUGGGUGGUGCACGCCGUUAAGCCACCGACUACAACACAACUGCUUCAAGCGCUUGCAGUACGUCCUGGUGACAAAACUUUUGAGAGGAGAAAUAUGAUUACGUUAGAUGAACUUCUUAAGUGGUGCAGUAGUCUCGUGCGCAAAAGUUCACAGUCGGAUUACCUAGAGCUUGCUCACUUCACAGUAAAGGAGUAUCUCCAUGGACAUUAAUGAGUCUUGUGGCGCAGAUAUUGCACAAUACCGAUUGUCUGUUGAUCACACGGAUAUUGCGAGAACGUGUUUUCGAUUUCUAGGUCUUUCGGAGUUUGAUGGAGAGCCUGUACCUCUGGAUAAUGCUAAUCCUGACUUAUCAGGUUUCAAUGUGGUCUGGCAUGCU
Messenger RNA from Sclerotinia trifoliorum, 1286 nucleotides. The record is from the annotation of a GenBank genome assembly. NCBI's taxonomy places the organism in Eukaryota, Fungi, Ascomycota, Leotiomycetes, Helotiales, Sclerotiniaceae.